This is a messenger RNA of Maniola jurtina (meadow brown), 1528 nucleotides long. Its product is annotated as ATP synthase subunit gamma, mitochondrial-like. The record is from RefSeq and is a predicted model, not a curated record. Gene Ontology annotation, biological process: proton motive force-driven ATP synthesis. Gene Ontology annotation, molecular function: proton-transporting ATP synthase activity, rotational mechanism. The coding region runs from base 70 to 966 and encodes 298 amino acids. NCBI's taxonomy places the organism in Eukaryota, Metazoa, Arthropoda, Insecta, Lepidoptera, Nymphalidae. The transcript has 5 exons.
ACGAAGAAAACGACGCAGAAAAUAGAAAAUUAUAAGAUAAAGAAAUUAAUGCAUGCCUAAUUAUAUAGGAUGGUACAAUUAAAACAAGUUGCCUUGCGCCUGAAAUCGGUGAAAAAUAUCCAGAAGAUCACCAAAACUAUGAAGAUGGUCUCAGCUAGCAAGUUUACAAAAGCAGAACGUGAGUUAGCUUCAGCACGCCCUUUUGGCUAUGGACCGCGAAAGUUCUACGAGUCGAGUCGUUUAGUUAAAGUGGAGAAGAAGGACGAUACUAAAGGCAAGGAACCGACUCCUGAGCCGGUCACAGAGAAACCAGAAGAGGGCAAGGACCCCAAGAAAACUAAGAGGCUAUACGUCGCUGUGACUUCUGAUAGAGGUCUCUGCGGCGGGGUGCACUCAGGCGUGUCGCGGCGCGUGCGUCGCACACUGCAGGAGCGCAAGGGUGAGGUGGACACUAACCGGCUGGUGUGCAUCGGGGACAAGUCCCGCGCGAUGCUCAGACGGGUCUUCGCUCAGAACAUGCUCGUCAAUGUUAAAGAUAUCGGCCGCAUAGCGCCCGUGUUCGCCGACGCGUCCACGAUAGCCGCGGCGAUCGUGCAGUCGGGCUACACCUACGACGUCGGCGAGAUCUACUACAACAAGUACUUCACCCCCGUCAAAUAUGAGAUGACUGUCAUACCAUUCUUCAACAAAUAUAAGAUUGUGGCAGCACCAAACAUGAACGCAUUCGACGACGUCGACGAAGACGAUCUAGAGAGUUACUCGGAGUGGACGUUCGCAGCGCUGCUCUUCUACACGCUCAAAGAGUCCGCCGCCUCGGAGCAAUCCGCGCGGAUGGCGGCCAUGGACAACGCGACCAAGAACGCUGAGGACAUGAUGAGGAAACUGACGCUACUCUUCAACAGGACUCGCCAGGCUGUCAUCACCAGGGAACUGAUUGAGAUCAUUUCUGGGGCUGCCGCGUUGUAGAUCGUUCACGUAAUCGGCCUGCUCAGGGAUUAAAUUGUCCGCGAAGGAUAAAAAUGAAUCUGUAAUGAAGGCGUAAGACUUGGUAUCCACCUAAGCGGAGAGGAGAGGAGAUGUGUUCAAUCGAUCAAUAGAUUCAUAAUAGAUGUGAAAAAUAUCACGUCAAUUUUAGGGUUCCGUACCUCAAAAGGAAAAACGGAAAACUUAUAGGGUAUAUCACUUUUUUGUCUGUCUGUCUGUUUAAAAAUGUGAUUGGUUGACUUUACACAUCUCCUCUUCGCUCCGCUUAGGUGGAUUCCUGCGGUAGUGGAGUGGAGCUGAUUCGUCAACUUUUAACAACUGUCACCCUCCCUCACCGCUCUACUACCGCCCUCUAGUUAGUUAUGCGCUAUACCUAUAAUAGUAUGAAACCCCACUAGCUCAACGGCUCAACUGAAACGGUUGAACGGUUGGAAACCCACCCGUUGCACUAUUGUCGUACCUACUAGCACAAGCUUUCCGCUUAGUUGGAGGGGAAAGCGGAAUAUUAGUCAUGAUUAGCAUAGCAUAAUAGCAUCUUUAUAAA